Messenger RNA from Onychostoma macrolepis, 2707 nucleotides. It is a transcript of the gene alad, whose product is annotated as aminolevulinate dehydratase. Bases 149 to 1144 code for a protein of 331 amino acids. Gene Ontology annotation, biological process: heme biosynthetic process. Gene Ontology annotation, cellular component: cytosol. NCBI's taxonomy places the organism in Eukaryota, Metazoa, Chordata, Actinopteri, Cypriniformes, Cyprinidae. Gene Ontology annotation, molecular function: porphobilinogen synthase activity; zinc ion binding. The transcript has 12 exons. The record is from RefSeq and is a predicted model, not a curated record.
UUUCGUCUGACAGGAAACAGUUUGACUGCUAGCAACAUUCUCCUCUCAGAAUGAAAUGCACAUGCGUUUGAGGUUCGAGGAGCAAUACUUUAGUUAGCAAGGUCUCGGUCAUUUACGGUUUCCCAUUAGCGGUGACAAAACAAAGACGAUGACACAGCCAGCAGACUCUAUUCUACACAGCGGUUACUUUCACCCCACUCUCCGAUACUGGCAGACCUGUGCUUCAGACCUCAGACCAGACAACCUCAUAUAUCCUAUCUUCAUUACUGACAGUCCUGACGCAGUGGAACCAAUUGCAAGUCUACCUGGUCAAGCGAGAUAUGGUGUAAAUAAGAUAGAGGGUUUACUUCGUCCCCUUGUGGAUAAAGGCCUGAAGUGUGUGCUGAUUUUUGGAGUUCCAGCAAAAGUUGCGAAGGAUGAGAGGGGCUCUGGGGCGGACACAGAUGACACUCCUGCGGUGCUGGCUGUGAAGAAACUGAGGAGCGCAUUCCCUGAUCUUGUGUUGGCCUGUGAUGUGUGCCUUUGCCCCUACACCUCUCAUGGCCACUGUGGAAUGCUGCGUGAAGAUGGCAGCUUGGAUAAUGCUGCCAGCUGUUUGAGGUUGGCUGAAGUAGCUCUGGCUUAUGCUCGAGCAGGAUGCCAUAUUAUCGCCCCUUCAGAUAUGAUGGAUGGACGAAUUGCAGCCAUUAAGCAAGCUCUAAUCGCCAACGAUCUUGGCAACAAGGUGUCAGUGCUGAGCUACAGUGCUAAAUUUGCCUCAUGCUACUAUGGACCAUUCAGAGAUGCUGCACAAUCUAAACCUGCUUUUGGAGACAGACGAUGUUAUCAGCUGCCCCCUGGUGCCAGAGGACUAGCACUGCGGGCCUGUGACCGGGAUGUGAAAGAAGGUGCUGACAUGCUGAUGGUGAAACCUGGAUUACCAUAUCUUGAUAUUGUGAGAGAGGUUAAGAAUAAGCACCCUACUCAUCCGCUGGCCGUGUAUAAUGUAUCAGGCGAGUUUGCCAUGUUGUGGCAUGGAGCUGAAGCUGGAGCUUUUGACCUGCGCACUGCAGUUAUGGAGGCUAUGACUGCCUUCCGUCGAGCAGGAGCUGACAUCAUUAUCACCUACUACACUCCACAAUUACUCACAUGGUUAACAGAGUAAUAUGUUAGUUCUCCUAUAUGAAUGAACUUGGAUAAUACCAAAUCUACUGUCUCACCCUGACACUGAAAAUUAAAUCUGAUAAGCAAAUAUUACUACACAAAUCAACAAAUCAACUUUUUCCGCAUUGUUUUUUUAAAUUUGAUUUAUGUAUCUAGAUAUAAACACAUUAAAUCAGCUUUGGUUUUUAUACUUUUCUCUAAUUUUGGCAAGCUUUGGUAUUUUUUGUAUGUUAAAUUGGUCAUUUAUUUCCUAAAUGUGUUUGAUUACAUCACAGAUUUGUUGUCAUUUUAAUGUGCUUGUAUAACACUGGAAAUAGACCUCUGGGGCCCGUUCUUCGUACGUCGCUUAUUAGAUCUGAGAUGAUUUGAAAGAUUCCAGAUCUUCUAAUCCUGAUAACUGAUCUCUGGCUAAUUUGGUUCUUCAAACGAAUUUGCGCAUUAGAUUAAAAUAUCUGGAUUAAGUUGUCUAAGAUUACUGCGCGUUCUCGUGUUCCCCAAAAAGGGCAGAUGUAUCGAUCCUCGAAACCAUGAUCAGCAAUGCAGCGAUUGGCUGGCGGCAAGACAGCAACAUAAUGACAUCAAUUCAUUAAAAAAGACACCUGACGAAAAACUUUCAACGUUUAUAAGGAAAAAGCCAAGCGAACAAAACUACAUAAAUGUUAUAGCCUAAUAGAUAAAUGAAAUGUGCACUGUUUUGAAUUUAUUUGUAAUUUUUUUUUUUUUUUUUUUUUUUGAAAUUUACAAUGAAAUUUAUAUUCAUGAUUUCUAGUAUUUGUACAGGCUUUACAUUUUACAACAUUACAUUUAAUGUUGUAAUUAGCAAUUAAUUUAAUUUCAUCUUUGAGGCAAAUUUCUUAUGUGACAGCAUUAAUUAAAGCUGUUAUUAAUUAAAGAUCCAGUUAUCUGCAUCUCCUGUACUCCAUCAAGCCACUCCCAUAAUAGCUGGCAUCACUCAUAUUAACGAUUCAGAAUUUAUAGCAUGUGUGUAAGACUCCAAUACAAUUAUAAAGUAAUUAUUUCAUCACUAAUAAAUUUUUCAAUGAGUAAAACUGGCUGUGUCUAUAGUAUUCUAGAUUACACAACAUCCUUAUAUUAUAUUAUUAUAUUAAUUUUUAAAUUAUUAUUAUUUUAAAUUAUUGUCCCUGGACCAGUAGGGUACUCUUGUAAUAAAGUAGCGGUGGCUAGGACAGCUUUUAAGUAUCAAUUCUGCUUAAAAAGAUGCGAUCUAAUCCUGUUUACAUGAAAUAAACCUGCUCCCGAGCAGAUUUAAGUUUACGGACCCGUUACUAUGACAGCAAGUCUAAGAUGAGCUUGGAAGAAACAAAUGAUCCAUGAUCAAGCAAAAUCGUCAACAAUCAAAUCCAGCUAAUUGAGUUAGCGACGUACGAAGAAUGGACCCCAGGUUUGUAAUUACAGCUGUUUAGUUUUAAAAUCAAUGUACUAAUAAUCACAUUAACAUAGGAAGUCCUGUUGGCAUUUCCACCAUAAGUUUUACAUUGUUUCAUGUAGUGCAUCUUCUAAAUGUUUAUGAAUAAAAAGAUAUGAAUAAAGCAAGAGGUACACA